Exophiala bonariae is the source of this 867-nucleotide messenger RNA. RefSeq lists its product as uncharacterized. NCBI's taxonomy places the organism in Eukaryota, Fungi, Ascomycota, Eurotiomycetes, Chaetothyriales, Herpotrichiellaceae. The record is from RefSeq and is a predicted model, not a curated record. The transcript has a single exon. Bases 1 to 867 code for a protein of 288 amino acids.
AUGGCAACGUACGAAACCGCAGAGAACAAGUUCCUAACGAUUAACGGAGUCAAACAUGCCUACCGUCUUUUUGGUCAGACCCAUGGAGUGCCGCUCUUCCUGCACAUCCACUUCCGAGGCAACAUGGACUCCUGGGAUCCAGCAUUCAUCAACCGACUGGCUGCGAAACGCCCAAUCCUCCUCGUCGACAGCACGGGCGUCGGUCGCAGUGAAGGCGAAGUACCCACCAAGUACUCCGGUUGGUCGUCGAUCAUCAUAGACGUCAUCGACGCCUUGGGAAUUACGAAGAUCGACGUCCUGGGGUUCUCGAUGGGCGGUUUCAUCGUGCAGCUCAUCGCUCUGGAGGCGCCGCACCUCGUGCGGAAGCUUAUUGUUGCGGGCUCCGGACCCAGCAUCGGUGAGGGCGUGGUUGGCAGCGACCCGGAGUACUUCACCCAGGUGGCCAGUGCGACGACCGAUGAGGAGGCGCAAAAGGCGUUCAAGUGGACGUUCUUCUCGCACUCGGACAAGAAGCAAGAGCUCGCCGAGCAGUGGUGGCAGCGCAUGACAAAGGCGCGUUCAGACCGCGCCCCGUUGCUCGGGCCAGAAGGUACGCAGAACCAGAUCGCUGCUGUUUCGCGCUUCAUGUCUGAGGGCCACCGCGACGAGGGUACGUAUGAUCGCUUGGACCAGAUCAAGAUUCCGGUCUUGGUCGCCAAUGGGAGCAAUGAUCUCUUGGUCGCCACUGAAAACAGCUAUGUCUUGUGGAAGAGGUUGGUCAAUGCUGAUGCUCACCUGCAUCUGUAUCCUGAUAGUGGGCAUGGUUUCUUGGAUGAGUACCAUGAGCAUUUCUCAAAUUUGGUCAAUGUUUUCUUGGAUGAGGAGUAG